GUGUGACAUUUGGACCAUGAGAUCACCAGACCCUAACCCUGACCCCUGACCAACGACCCACCAGGGUGAUACCUUUAUCUACGUCGCGUCAAGCUCAGAACUUUGUUUGUUUCCUUUCUUCUGCUCAGAGUAGAAUCUUCGUCGAUAGAUGCCAAUAGACUAGCUUCCGUGCUAUGCUUACCCCGGGCCGUGACACAAUUCUACUCUCAAAAGAAUCGCUGGCCUAGCGAUUAACAAAUAAGGCGCAACAAACUAUUUUCACGCCGCUGGCGAGCGACGAAAAUAAAUCCGCACUCGACAGACCAGACCCGACCGGAGACUGACAAAGACGUCAACUUCAAACCCAGACCGACCCCAACCUAUGCCCAGGCUGAAGGACCAUCCACCUGCGAGCAGGAAAUCACAAAGGUUGAUUUCAAACAAAACGGAGCAAACAGAUCGCUCCACCGACGACCCGACCCGACCAGAGAGUGAAACCGAUUUCACGCCAAACACCAAUUCCACCCUCGAAGACGAAAUCGAAGUUGAUUCUCUUUCGAACACCGCGUGGCCUAGUAUAGAAACGCCUGAGGAAAAUUUAGACGAAUUCGAGUUUGCAGAAGCAAGGUAUACAACACCGGAAACAAACCCAAACAUGAUGGCAGACGGAAAUGACCUAGCCAGCGAGAUCGCUAGGCUACAGGCAGUUAUUACACGCCUGCAAACCGAAAGACAGAACAACCAACCGGAAGCCCGACAAGCCACACCCGAAAAUAGCGCCUUUGGAGGCACCAGGUUCGAACCGACCGGCCUAGCCAGCAGGAAAGCAUUUAAGCCGUACGGCCAUAGCCAAGAAGCAGCCAACCCGCACUACAGUGAAAGAGCCAAAAGUAGAGGAUCAGAUCCAGGUACAUUUUCCGGCAGUUCAACCACUUUUGACCGCUGGAUUACGAAAUUAGCAGAUUAUUUCGAAGAGGAUAACACAACCUUCCGAACUGAACGAAGCCGCAUGGCAAAACUGUUCAGCCUGUUGGACGACCGACCAGCAACGAUGCUGGAGACCAGAUACAAUUCAGAGACCCAACCGUAUUCAUGCGUGGCAGAGAUGAUCCAGGUUUUGGCCACGGUGUACCAUAACAGCAAUCAAGCGUCCGAAGCAUGGGAAAAACUAUCAAAAAUGUAUUUUGAAUGCGGACCAGGUAAUGACGUUUACAGUUUCAUUGCCGAGGUGAAUGCUCUCGCCGAUAAAAUUGGAGUACCAGCAGGAGAACGCAAAACUACGCUGUGGCAACAUAUCCCGGCAGACCUCGAUCACCGGCUGUUACGAGACAGCAAGGACCCCAGAAUAUCUUAUGAAGAAUUCGCAAAUUUGGUGGCCGAUGCAGCUCACAGCACUCAGCGAGCGUAUCGGGAACGAGAAGAGCGAAAACAGAGAAGUCGCGGUAAAGAUAGAAAAGAGAAAUACCCCUACAGCCCAGACAAAAACAGGAAAAGCAAUCGAGGACGCUAUUACGAAUCCAGCAACCCGAACAAAGGAGAAAGAAGCGACAUGGUACCUAAAACAACAGAAGCCACAGGACGUGGUUUGACAGAAACUGAAAAGAUGGUUCAUUGGGAAGCCAACACUUGCUUCGCGUGCGGGAAAGAAGGACAUAAAUCAUUUGAAUGCCCCAAUAAAACGAAAGCAGUCAGGGCCUUGGAUUUUGAGGACAACCACAGCAUUAAUGACGAGCAAAAGCGAUCGGGAAAAGAGUGAGACCGCCAAAAGCCUCCUCGGUGGUCCAGAUGUCUACGAUAGCUCAGAUUGGUAGUAACCCACGACCUAAAUCUUUCAUCAUUCGAACUCAGAUACAGGUUAAUGGCGUAGCAUUAUCA
Pyricularia oryzae 70-15 is the source of this 1854-nucleotide messenger RNA. RefSeq lists its product as uncharacterized. The record is from RefSeq and is a predicted model, not a curated record. Bases 362 to 1735 code for a protein of 457 amino acids. Gene Ontology annotation, molecular function: zinc ion binding; nucleic acid binding. The transcript has a single exon. NCBI's taxonomy places the organism in Eukaryota, Fungi, Ascomycota, Sordariomycetes, Magnaporthales, Pyriculariaceae.